Plasmodium berghei ANKA is the source of this 3417-nucleotide messenger RNA. RefSeq names its product conserved Plasmodium protein, unknown function. Gene Ontology annotation, molecular function: phosphatase activity. NCBI's taxonomy places the organism in Eukaryota, Apicomplexa, Aconoidasida, Haemosporida, Plasmodiidae. The transcript has a single exon. The record is from RefSeq and is a predicted model, not a curated record. Gene Ontology annotation, biological process: dephosphorylation. Bases 1 to 3417 code for a protein of 1138 amino acids.
AUGCUAAGGAAAAAGGACGCUGAAAAAAACGAAAAUGAAAAGGAAACACAUAUUUUAUUUUAUAAAAAACUUAAGAAGAGGAAUAAAAAGAAAAAAAAGUUGAAGCAAUCCUUAUGUUGUUCAUUUAAAUUGUACAACUUAAGAAGAAAUUGUUAUUUUGAUAAUUUUCCAAAAAAAUUAUUAAUUUGCAGAAAAUGUGUUUUUGCAUAUUUCGAAGUUAAUGUAGUUGCAAACAUAAUUUUUAUGAGACAUGGAGCUAGAACUCCAAAAAAAAAAAUUAAAAAUAUAUGGCCAUUUGUAGAAAAAAAAGGAGAUUUAACUUUUCUGGGAUUUGAACAAUCGAUAAAAAUUGGUGAAUAUCUAAGGGAAUAUUAUCAUAGUUUAAAAAAAUUAAAUAAAAAAUAUAAUAAAAAGAGGUAUAGACAUAUAAGGGAUAGUAAAGUUUUUAAAUUUUUUAAAUGGAAUGAAGAACAUCAAAUUAAAGAAAUGCUAAAUUAUUUUAUUUGUGUAAAGAAAGGACUGAACUCUACAGAUAGACCAUUGUUUAUGGGUGAUCAAACAAUAGAGAAUUCUCUUUUUUUGAAUUAUAUAAAUUAUUUAUAUUUUCACAAAAAACAUUUGCUAAAAAAAAAAUUAAAAAAUUAUGAUAUAAAAAAAAAAAAAAAUUAUGAUACAUUCAUAAAAGUUAUAAAUAAAUAUUUGUCUAUUAGAACAACGAAUAGUGAACGAUGUAAAUUAACAGCAUAUGCAAUUAUUUGUGGUAUUUUAGGUGUAAAUAAAAAAAUAUAUAUGAGUUUUUUUCUUUUAAAAUAUAUAAAUAACAUUGAUUUUUUUCAAGAUUCGUGGAAAAUAUUUAAAAUUUUGAAUGAAGAAAUAUUUAGCAAUUGUAUUCAUAGUGAUAUUUGGAAUAUAUGGUGGAAUAAAAAUAAAAAGGGUUUAGAAAAAUGUUUGAAAAAUAAUAAUUUUUUUUUUAGUGAUAAUAUUGAAAAGAGAUUAAAAUUCGAUUAUAAAUUAUGUUAUUAUAAAGAAAAAUGUAGAUACACAAAAAUAAUAGAAAAAUAUGAUUUGUUUAUGAAUAUAAUUAGUUUCAUAAACUUUUAUAUUAAUGUAUUUUUUUAUUUUUUAAAAAUAUUAUAUAUUUUAUGCUCAAUUGUUAAAGUUGCGGAAAGGGAUACAAUAAUGAUAUCAACGCUAAAAUCGACAAAUAAUUAUAUUAAAAUAUUAAAAAAUUAUAUUUUUGAAAAUUCUAAUAUUUAUAAGUUUUUAAAUAAUUAUUAUAAAAGUGAAAUAUCCAUCAUUUAUUACCUAACAAAAUGGAAAUCAAAUUAUAUUUGUAGAUUCAGUUUGUUGCUAAACAAUAAAUAUAGCAAUUAUUCAAACAAAGGAAAAGACAAUAGAGUAGGUAUUAUACAAAAUAAAAAAGACAACAAAAUAGGUAUUAUACAAAAUAAAAUUUUUACAAUUUUAAAAAAAUAUAACUCUACUUUAUAUAUAUUAAAGAAAAAAUUAAAUAAAUCUAUAAUUUUGAACGAUAUAAAAAAAAUUAACUAUUCAUCAGGUUAUAUGAAAAAUUAUUUACACUUACCAAUUUUAUUUAAUUUAAAAAAUAUGGAUAUGAACAUUCAUAAAAUAAAACUCCUUCAAAUAAACUCAAUAUAUGAUUGGUGUAAUAAAAAUGAUAAUAUGGGAUUAUAUAAUUACAAAUAUCAUAUUUUUAAAAGAAAACAAAAAAAUGUAAAAAUAAUUAAACAGUUUGUAAGCUCAUAUGACGCAUAUUUAUAUCACAAUAUUAACAUUAUUUUUGAUAUUAAAAAGGGGCAUGAAAAUUUGAAAUUAAAAGAAAUAAAUUUUCAAAAUUAUUUUCAGAAAAAACAAGAAAAAAUAAAUAAAUUAUUUUUUCAGAAAAUAUAUCAGUGCUAUAAAUGGAUGAUGUCAUUUGAAUAUAAUAAUAGAUAUUUGUCUUGGGUAUGUAGUGGUUUGUCUUUAAUUGAUGUUGUUAUUAAUUUUUUAAUAAGUGUAAGGUUGUUUGAAAAUAAAAAAAAUAAAAAAAAAUAUAUAUAUACCCCCAAAGUUACAUUAUAUCUAACUCACCAAUCUGCUAUUUUAUCAUUUCAAUCUUGUAUAGGUAUAAAAAAAAAAUAUAUGAAAAUACCACCAUUUGGUGGAUUUAUAUCUUUAGAAUUAAUACAAAUAAAAAUGAAAAUUGUUAAAAAUAAUUCAAUAAUAUUACAUUCAAGUUUUUCAAAUUUUGAUGACAAAAAUAAUGUCUUAAAUUUUGGAUAUGAUAAUAAUUUUAUCAACAUAUUUUGUUGUAAAGAAGAUUGUGUUUGGAAAAAAAAAAAAAAUAUAUAUAGAAAAAGACGAAAAGGAAUUCAAGAAAUAAAAAAGAAUACUAAAUUAGAAAAUUAUAAAAAUAUUUUCAAAGUUCAUGAUAGUAAAAUUCAUGAUUUUAAAAAAUUAUUUUUUCUUUUAUGUAAAGAAAAUAUCGAUAUAGAUCAUCUAAUUCAAUUAUAUGAUGAAUGCCUAAAAAACAAUUAUAAAAAUAUUCGAAAUUUGAAUUUUAAAAAUGAUGAUAAUAUUAAGGAUAACAAAAAAAAGAGGAAAUUUCAUGGAUUUUUUGUUAAAUUCACUUUUAAUAAUUUUUUUCCAUUAAAACUUGAAAAAAAAAAUAUAAUUACUAAGAAUGUUCACAAAAUAAAUGAUAACCACAUUAUGAAAGACAUAUCUAAUUCUAAUCAAAAUUAUAUUUUUAAUCCAAAAAAAUUUAAAUAUAUAGAAAAUAUCCAAAAAAAUAAUUAUAGUAACUAUAACAAACUUGAUCAAAUUAUAAAAAUAUAUCAUAACGAUUAUAUUAAUUUGGAAAACACAUAUGAUAAAUACAUGGAUUAUAUAUAUAAUAGUAAUAGUGAUAUUUAUCGAAAUAUUUAUACAAAAUUAAAUAAAAUAUAUUCUGAACAAAAUAGUAUAAAAAAACACACACAUUUUAAUAACAAAAUAAUGUCUCGAAAAUAUAACCACAAACAAAAAAAAAAUGAAAAUAUUUUAAAACCAAAGAGUGAAAACAAAUAUUCGAAUCAAUUGAAUAAUUUCAAAUUUAGGCAUAAAUUUACCAAAAAGAAAAAUGUGUUAAUACCCAUAAAUUUUGAAAUCACACAAAAUCAAAAAUUUUAUAUUUUUCAAAAUAAAAAUGUAGACCUGGAUGAUCAAAAUGAUGGUGUAACGGGGUACCGAAUUAAAGGUCCGAGAAAAAAAGGUGCAUUAAAAAUAUUUAAAAAAUGGGCAAAAAAAAAAACUUAUAAAAAUGAAAAAAACACACAAAGUAAACAAUAUAUGAAUGGUAAUAUCAUUUGCUUAGAUUGUCUAGUUGCAUAUUUAAAAAAAAUGAUAAGGGUUUAUGGUAAUCCUGAAAUGGUGUGA